This is a messenger RNA of Homalodisca vitripennis (glassy-winged sharpshooter), 1735 nucleotides long. Its product is annotated as probable cytochrome P450 4aa1. The record is from RefSeq and is a predicted model, not a curated record. The coding region runs from base 81 to 1559 and encodes 492 amino acids. Lineage: Eukaryota; Metazoa; Arthropoda; Insecta; Hemiptera; Cicadellidae. The transcript is spliced from 13 exons. Gene Ontology annotation, molecular function: heme binding; oxidoreductase activity, acting on paired donors, with incorporation or reduction of molecular oxygen; monooxygenase activity.
UCUACAUUAUGAGACAAGAAGUCGGUAGUAGACGCAUGUUAAAUUAUAGAGAAUGCUACAGAGAAUAAGUUCAAACUAGGAUGGUGCUACUACUACUACUGUCUUUUGCAAGUAUUCUACUAGUUCUAAUUUAUCUCCAGUUCCGAUGGCGAUACAGAUAUAUUUUGGCCACAGCUAACAAACUGCCUUGUCCACCGGGCUGGCCACUCAUUGGUAAUGCUCUAUCCCUUCUAGGGGAUUUUUCUCGUACGACGAAAAAUCUCUUCAAAAAUUUUACAGAGUUUAAAAAGCAUUUCUGCCUUUGGGUUGGACCUGUACCAAUUUUUGUAAUAUCUGACCCAUCAGAUGUACAGAUUAUCCUGAAUAGUAGUAACACAUUAGAAAAAGACGAUACGGCGUACACUAUUUUGAAGAUAUUUGGAGGAAAUGGCUUGGUAACUGCUACAGUUUCGAUUUGGAAAAAGACUCGGCGUUUAAUCAAUCCUGUUUUUCACCCCACAAACCUUCACAAAUUCCUGCCAGUGUUUAAUGACGUGAGCAGAGAAUUGGUUCAAGAAGUUGACGUCGAAGGCGAGAUAUUUGACCCUUCUGAUUUGUUCUCUAAUGCGGCGCUAGACGCUAUAUCAAGAACAGUUCUUACAAAAAGACCUGUAGAAAAAUCAAUAAGAGGGACAAUUCAAAAGGGAUUGAAAAAUCUUGGAGAAUUGGUUCAUGAAAGUACAUACAAGCCAUGGCUACAAAUAGAAUGGAUCUCGAAGCUACUAGGAAGCAAACUUAAAUAUACACACCAGCUUUAUUUGGAAGUAGCGGACUAUUUUGAAAAACUUUCGAAGGAAGAACUCUGUGAUGAAGAAUACAACAAGAGACAAAAAUAUGGAUAUAAUGAUUCUCACUACAAAACCCUUCUGGACGUCUUCAAGGAUAACCCAUCUGUAGCUGGAGAUGAGUAUGACUGGAGGGAUGAACGGCAUACAAUGCUCGGUGCAGGAACGGAAACAGUUACUUCUGCUCUUUCAUUUUUUUCAAUCCUUCUUGCAAAUCACCCAGAUGUGCAGGAAAAAAUCUACAGAGAGAUCCUGCAGGAAGUUGAGGACCCUAGUACUGUUACUAUCUCUGACCUGAAGUCUCUGACAUACUUGGAACAAUCCCUCAAUGAAUGUUUGAGGCUAUAUCCAAGUGUUCCAGCCAUUUUGAGGAAAGCUACUAGGAACACGAAACUGUCUACAUUCACGCUGCCAGCCAAUAGUCGUGUGCUGAUUCCUUUCUACGCCAUGGGCCGAGAUGAGGAACAGUUUCCUGAUCCUGAAAUAUUUCUCCCUGAUCGUUUCUCGCCAGACGCCUCUGAAGGAAGGCAUCCGUAUUCGUUCCUCCCUUUUAGUGGUGGACCACGAAACUGCAUAGGAAAGGUGUACGCUAUGUUCUUCAUGAAGACAGUUAUGGUGCAUUUGUUAAGAAGUUACAAACUGCAUACCAAAGUACGUUUGUGUGAUAUAGAACCUUGUAUCAAUGUUGUAAUGGCAUCUAACACGAAACUCCUCAUACGAUUUGAAAGUCGAUAAUCUAUUUUCAAAUCAAAUUAAUGCAAGGUAAAAGCUUUUCUUUUUGCAUUUAAACAUUUAUAACUGUAAGGUCAGCUAAUUAUAAAUCAGAUAAAUAAAUAGAUGUAUUAAAACUAAUGAUAUGUUACUAUGUUUUGUAUGUAAUAUAUAAAUAAUACAACAUCUUUGGUAAUGAA